GGAUGGAUUCUGAAAAAUGGACAAUUAAAUUAAAUGGGACAAAAUCUCCUCUAGUUGGAAACACAAGAGGUAGUGAAAUAGAUGACCUUGAUAAAAUCGCUAACGAACUUGGCACUAGCAAAUCAAAUCUUCUGAACAAUGAUAUAAUAAAGGAUAUAUGUGUGAAACAAAUAAAAAUCUGGUAUGGGAAUUUAAUAGACGCAAUUCAAUUCUUUUACAAAAUAACAACAAAUGAUAAAACUUAUUCAAUUGAUGGUAAUAAGAAUGGGGGCACUGGCGGGAAGGAAACUAUAAUUAAUCUUGAAGAUGGAGAGUAUAUCGCAGCAAUUUCUGGAAAAUAUGAAGGUAAUAUCGAUGAAUUAAAUUUUAUAACAUAUAUACCUUCAAAGAAGCAAGUAAAACUCUUUACACAUUGUGGUAAACAUAAUACUACAUCAUUCGAUAUGUCACCAGCAGCUGGUGCGGUUUAUACCUGCUUUUUUGGAAAAUACACAGACAAAUCUGUAACUAGCAUUGGAAUGUAUGAGGGAAAAAUGCAUUCAAUUCUAGACCAGCGAUUUCAACUUCAACAGCUUUCUGGCAUAUUAUUCCCAAAUAAACCUUAUAAUUUUCUUGUUCUCAAACAAGAAAUCGCUCGUCUUAAAUAUCAGGAUCUGGCACCACAAGUAAGAAACGAAAAAAUCAAAUUUGAGGAAUUAACUACAAAUAUCAAGACCAAAGCCGGUCACCUAGAAAAAGUAAUUGACUUGUUGUUAGAAACUCAAAAACAAGCUAUCAAAAAUAAUGAUCAAUUAAUCCAGGGUCAAUUAAUUGCUUACAAAAAUAUCCUUGAAGGUAGCUUAACUAAAGAGGAAUUACAAAUUCUCCUUGCUAAGCAAACGGAACUUUAUCAGUUGGAAGAUCAAUUGGCUAAUUUGCAAAUUGACUUGCCAUCAAAAUCAUAG
Messenger RNA from Racocetra persica, 944 nucleotides. The record is from the annotation of a GenBank genome assembly. Lineage: Eukaryota; Fungi; Glomeromycota; Glomeromycetes; Diversisporales; Gigasporaceae.